AUGGAUCUCGUCAACCACCUCGAAGGCCGUCUUCUCUUCGCCGUGCCUAAAAAAGGACGUCUGCAACAAGCAACCCUCGAUCUUCUUGCCGGCUGUGACGUCCAGUUCCGCCGCGAAACCCGCCUCGACAUCGCGCUGGUCAAGAACCUGCCCAUCGCGCUGAUCUUCCUGCCCGCUGCCGACAUCCCGACCUUCGUCGGCGAAGGCCGCGUCGAUCUGGGCAUCACUGGCCGCGACCAAGUCGCCGAGCACGAUGCCACCCUGCCCGCCGGCGAGACUUCCAACGUCGAGGAGCUCCUCGACCUGGGCUUCGGCGCCUGCAAGCUGCAAGUGCAGGUCCCCGAGAAGGGCGAUCUCAAGGAGGCCAAGGACCUCGUUGGUCGCAACGUCGUGACCAGCUUCACUGCGCUCACUGAUGCUUUCUUCCGUAAGCUGGAGGGCGUCGAGGCGGGCCAGAAGCUCUCCACGAAGAUCAAGUAUGUCGGCGGUAGUGUUGAGGCUGCUUGCGCUCUCGGCGUCGCGGAUGGUAUCGUUGAUCUUGUUGAGUCCGGUGAGACUAUGAAGGCCGCUGGCCUGAAGGCGAUUGACACAGUUGUCUCCAGCACUGCCGUGCUGGUCAAGUCCCGCAAGUCCAACAGCGACAUGCUCACCCUCCUCAGCUCCCGUCUGCGCGGUGUCAUCACCGCACAGAAGUUCGUCUUGUGCCAAUACAACAUCCCGCAUUACCCCGGCAAGCGCGCGCCUACUAUCACCGCGCUCGAGGAGGAGGGCUGGGUUGCUGUCAGCUCGAUGGUGGAGAAGAAGAGCAUUGCGAACGUAAUGGAUGAGCUGAUUAAGGUCGGCGCGAGUGAUAUCUUGGUUAUGAACAUUGCCAACUCGCGCACGGAUUAA
Penicillium mononematosum is the source of this 891-nucleotide messenger RNA. RefSeq names its product ATP phosphoribosyltransferase. The transcript has 5 exons. Bases 1 to 891 code for a protein of 296 amino acids. Gene Ontology annotation, molecular function: magnesium ion binding; ATP phosphoribosyltransferase activity. Gene Ontology annotation, biological process: L-histidine biosynthetic process. Gene Ontology annotation, cellular component: cytoplasm. NCBI's taxonomy places the organism in Eukaryota, Fungi, Ascomycota, Eurotiomycetes, Eurotiales, Aspergillaceae. The record is from RefSeq and is a predicted model, not a curated record.